Molecule: messenger RNA, 1581 nt
Organism: Mesocricetus auratus (golden hamster)
Lineage: Eukaryota; Metazoa; Chordata; Mammalia; Rodentia; Cricetidae
Gene: Fshb
Product: follicle stimulating hormone subunit beta
Biological process (GO): G protein-coupled receptor signaling pathway
Cellular component (GO): cytoplasm; extracellular region
Molecular function (GO): hormone activity
Source: RefSeq, marked provisional
AUUCAGCUUUCCCCAGAAAAGACAGCUGACUACAGAGGACAUAGCUGCUUACCUCCCAGCCCAGGAUGAAGUCGAUACAGUUUUGCAUCCUACUCUGGUGCUGGCGAGCCAUCUGCUGUCAGGGCUGUGAGUUGACCAACAUCACCAUUGCAGUAGAGAAAGAAGAGUGCCGUUUCUGCAUAAGCAUCAAUACCACUUGGUGCGCAGGAUAUUGCUACACCAGGGAUCUGGUGUAUAAGGACCCAGCCAGACCCAAUACCCAGAAAAUAUGCACCUUCAAGGAGCUGGUGUAUGAGACCAUCAGAUUGCCUGGCUGUGCUCACCACUCAGACUCCCUCUACACAUACCCAGUAGCCACCGAGUGUCACUGUGGCAAGUGUAACAGCGACAGCACUGACUGCACUGUGCGAGGCUUGGGACCCAGCUACUGCUCCUUCGGUGAAAUCAAAGAAUAAAGAACAAUGGACAUUUCAGUUCGCCCACCCUUGUCCUGAAGGACCACAGUAUCCAAAAUGUCUGUGUCUGCUCUGCGCUGGGCUGCAAACCACUGGCUAAGGAACCAUCCAUCCCACUGUCCCGUCAGACCACUGUUCUGACAGGGAAGAGGAGCUGAGGACUGAGAGUACUGGGGCCAGAACUCUACCACCCUCACUCAUUCCUCUAUCCAUCCUGCUGGUUACCUAGGUUUUAUUCACUCUCAACUCACAGCUUUGUGAGAGCUUUCCUCCUCAAUAAUCUUAGGAUUAUUAUUAUUAUUAUUAUUAUUAUUAUUAUUAUUAUUAUCCCUUCCUUGUAGACAGAGGAAUGCAUGAGUCCAGAGGGAAGGGAGGUGGAAGUCUGGAAAAGAACUCAAUCUAGCACAAUCUUCUGCUAGACUUUUAGAAACUACAGAGUGAUUGCAAAUUUAAGGCCCAAACUCUGUAUGCAAUUAAAUGGAAAACUCUGUGGGUUCCUUAAGGAAAAGAAGAGCAUACAUGCCACAUGCAGGGAAAUGCUGCUAUACCUGGCUGAGGAAAGCUGGCCUGGCAGGGUCAGGCUACAUGCUAAUCUGACACAUGUGGGAUACUGAGAUAGUAUCUAUGGAUUGUUCCAAGAAGAUGCAGACAGGAGGAAGUGACCAAGCUCAGACUAUAGAUGUUUGUCCAUGUUUAUUUAUUACUUUAAAAAUUAUCAAAUGCUACUAGGAUCCUGCCAAACUCCCUUUUGGAAUGGAGGAAAUCAACAGUGAUGGUGUUUGAUGGAUAAGCUUGCUAGCUUGCCUCACAUGCAGCAAGUAAAGAUUUCAAAGUAGGCUUCAAAGCAAUUUCAGCAAUUGAAUAAAUACAUUUAGUUUACCUACAAAUACACCUGUAUAAAUUCAUGGUUAGAGAUAAUUAACCAUGAGGGGUAACUGCUAUGCUCUAGGACACUUCUCUUUUGCCAAUUCGUGUUCUCCCAUAUCUUUGUUCCUUUCAAAGAAGUAGACACCAUCAUGAGUUGAAUUCUUUUAAAGAUGUUAACUCUUUUAAUCAUGUACUUAUUUCACAGUUAUGAUGCUGGACUAAUUUAUUUAAAUCUUAUUUUUUUAAUAAAAAUGCUACU